Molecule: messenger RNA, 2457 nt
Organism: Saccharomyces eubayanus
Lineage: Eukaryota; Fungi; Ascomycota; Saccharomycetes; Saccharomycetales; Saccharomycetaceae
Gene: SIP1
Product: Sip1p
Exons: 1
Coding region: 1-2457 (818 amino acids)
Biological process (GO): signal transduction
Cellular component (GO): cytoplasm; nucleus; nucleotide-activated protein kinase complex
Molecular function (GO): protein kinase binding
Source: RefSeq, a predicted model, not a curated record
AUGGGGAACAACCCUUCCACUCAGGAUCCAUCGCAUUCGGCCAAGAAGGACCAUGGUUACCAUCUGCAUGAAGCCUUCAAUAAAGAUCGCCAAGGUAGCAUAACUUCUCAGCUGUUUAAUAAUAGAAAAAGUAUUCAUAAGAGGCAUGCCAGUCAUGCUAACAACGAUAAUGCCGCUAUCCCUCCUAGAAUGCAAUUACUUGCGUCUCAUCCCUCAACAUCAGAUUGUGAUGAUAGUACCGAUAAGGCUGUUUGUGUCGCUAGUGAGCCUUCCCUUUUAUUCAAAAAGGAUUACUCAGUGACCAAUGCAGCAGAUGAUAACGAGACUACGUUAGCCAAUUUGUCUUUAAAUGAUCGUCAUGACGUAAAUGCUCCGGAAGAACAAGUUAAAUCACCAUCCUUUUUAAGUCCUGGUCCAUCAAUGGCCACUGUAAAGCAAACUAAGAACUAUCCGGACGAUUUGUCGACCGUGAACAAUACCAUAGUUGAUGAAACAAUGGGGGACGGGCGAAAAGGCCAUCCUCAUCAUGAGAGGCAUCGCUCGAGUAUCAUUGCAUUGAAGAAAACUCUUUUGGAAAAUUCGGCUACUGAUUCCCCCUCUCCAACAAGAUCAUCAUCCGUACACUCUACAUCGCUACCACCUCUAAGCAAAGCCGGUUCUAUCGAUAUUCCUAUUAAGCAAACGUAUUCAAAAAAACCGUCUGUCCAUGCAUACCAGUAUCAGUACCUUGAUCCUGACCCGAUAUUGUCUGACGACUCACAACUUGACAAAGAAUCAAAAAGUGAUAACAUAGAUGCUGAGGCGGGUGUACUGCAAAGUGAGGAUAUGGUCUUAAAUCAAUCUCUAUUACAAAACGCUCUGAAAAAAGACAUGCAACGCCUCUCGAGAGUAAACUCCUCUAACUCAACGUAUACUAUCGACAGUACGACCCAAAAUAAUAAUAAAAAUAGCAACAAUAGUAGUAAUAGUGAGAAUAAUAUUGGUAACAAGGAAAAUUCAAGCGAUUCUAAUGAUGAAUCUGCUGCGCCCAUAUCUGCCACCGCAAAAAUGAUGAUGAAAUUGUAUGGUGACAAAACUUUGAUGGAAAGAGAUUUGAAUAAACAUCAAAACAAGUCAUUGAAAAAAUUGCAGAAUAAAAAAUUAAGAUCUGCUUCAAAUUCAAGAAGAUCAUCGUUUGCUUCUUUGCAUUCUUUACAACCAAGAAAAAGUGUCCUAACGAAUAGCUUGAAUCUGCAACCUUUGCAUCCACUUCAUCCAAUUAUUAACGACGAUGACAGCCAAUAUUCCGUACCACAGCAUAGGGAAAUUCCUCAUAAUUUUAAUUCAAUGUCAAGCAUGUCUUCAAUAUCAUCAACAAAUUCCUCUGAAAGCACCUUGGUGAUUUUAAAAUGGAAAAAUGAUAGUAACAUGCCUGCAACAACAGAAGUCUCUAUAAUAAGUCACGAUAUUGCAUCUGCUCUUAAGGAACAGCGUGAGGUCAAUUUGGAUGAGGAUGCAAGUUUAGACUCGGAAAAGCAAUUAAAUCCAAGGAUCCGCAUGAUUUAUGAUGUUGUGCGUAAAGAAUGGUUUAUUCCAGAGCUUUUUUUACCUCCCGGCAUUUAUAGACUACAAUUUUCCAUUAAUGGCAUAUUGACUCAUUCGAACUUUCUACCUACAGCUACAAAUUCAGAAGGUAAAUUUGUCAACUGGUUUGAGGUUUUGCCUGGUUACCACACAAUCGAACCAUUUAGAGAUGAAGCAGACACGGAAUCUCAGGCGAGUUCGACAAUAGAUGUUGAAGCUCCCAUAAGGCCGGAGCCUAAGCGAUUAUCAUCUUCUUCUCGUAAAUCUUCAUAUUAUUCGGCAAAGGGUGUUGAAAGGCCAAGCACGCCGUUCUCAGAUUACAGAGGUCUAAGUAGGUCGAACUCGGCAAAUCUGCGGGAUUCGUUUGUUCGUUUGAAGGCAAGCAGUUUGGAUUUGAUGGCGCAGAUAAAGCCUGAAAUUUUGGAAUAUUCAAAUGAAAUACCAAGUUUAUUUACUAUAGGUAAUGGUUCCGCAAAGCCUCUACAAGAAGGUAAGCCAUCUGAGGACCUUCCAAGUUUUACGCAUAAGGUUAUUGACUGCAAUCAAGAUGAUUUGUUUGCCACUUUACAACAAGGCGGUAAUAUUGACGCAGAAACAGCAGAAACUGUAUUUUUAAGUCGAUACCCCAUCCCUGACUUGCCAAUAUACUUAAACUCAUCAUAUUUAAACAAAAUUUUAAAUCAGGGCAAUCCAAAUUCAGAGUCAGGUGAUAAGGAUGAAGGCGCGAUAAACCAUAUUAUCCCUCACGUGAAUUUAAACCAUUUAUUGACAAGCAGCAUUAGGGAUGAAAUCAUCAGUGUGGCUUGUACCACAAGAUAUGAGGGAAAGUUUAUUACCCAAGUAAUUUACGCCCCUUGUUAUUAUAAAACACCGAAAGCUCAUGGCAACAAGUAA